UGAAACAGUGCAACCAACUGUCAAAAACUUAUCAUAUGUAAAAAAAAAUAUACACAGCCUAUUUAUACGUGAAAACAAGAUGGAGAAGAUACCAAGAGGAAAGCGCGCCAGCGAAAACCAAAAAGAGUUUUUAAUAAAUUAUCUAGAAGACAAUGUAGACAUUGCAAACGAUAAAUUUGUGACGGCAGAUGGUGCCAAAUUUCGCGAAGAAAAGUGGAAAGAACUAGCGGUGAGCCUUAAUGCUCUUGGCGGCACUCAAAAGAAUGGUGCAAAAUAA
Messenger RNA from Rhagoletis zephyria (snowberry fruit fly), 277 nucleotides. RefSeq lists its product as uncharacterized. NCBI's taxonomy places the organism in Eukaryota, Metazoa, Arthropoda, Insecta, Diptera, Tephritidae. The record is from RefSeq and is a predicted model, not a curated record.